Messenger RNA from Helobdella robusta, 1722 nucleotides. RefSeq lists its product as hypothetical. NCBI's taxonomy places the organism in Eukaryota, Metazoa, Annelida, Clitellata, Rhynchobdellida, Glossiphoniidae. The transcript is spliced from 4 exons. The coding region runs from base 1 to 1722 and encodes 573 amino acids. The record is from RefSeq and is a predicted model, not a curated record.
AUGGUGGAAUCCUUGGAGCCUGUUGUUAAGUAUAGCAAAAAAAUUUCAGCCGAAGCUAAAAUGAUUUCAGCCGUUAGAUCCAAGAUUGAAAAAGGAAACAUUCGAAACGCGCUACAGCUAUUGUCUUCAACAGAUACAGUUGCACCGGUUACGGAAGAAACCAUAGGUUCCCUAAGGGAGAAACAUCCAAACGCUCCCUCAAACAGAAAGGACUGUCUACCCAAAGAGGCUUCAAGCUUAACGGUUAAUUCACAACAGGUGCUGCACUGUUUAAAGUCUUUUCCUAAGCGAACUUCUGGCUGCAGAGGUGGUCUCACGCCUGUACAUCUAAGAGACGUUACGUCUUCAAAAGCAUACUCUUCUGAUCUAGUGAAUUUGAUUGCCUCAUUUGUCAACCUGAUUCUAAGCGGGAACUGUCCGCCAGAGGUAGUUUCGAAGCAUGAUGCCCUGACCUUGCUGUUGCACGGGAUGUACUUGCCUCGUUUGACUUUUUUUUUAAGAACGUCGCCCAGCCUCGAUAAGUUGAUGCUUCAAUGUUUUGAUCAAACUCUCCGUGACGGCUUCCAAUCGAUUUUCAACGUUUCCCUUGACCAGAAAGGAGUGGAGUUGCUAGUUGCUAAGCUGCUGGAUUUCAACCAAUCAAAUUUUGAUAAAGCCAGGAUAAUGGCUGUAAAAAGUGAGUUGGGAUCAUCUUGGUUGAAGGCGGUCCCAAAUUCCGCCUGUGGUACCAGGCUGGACGACUCUUGUGUUCGUGUCAGUUUGGGACUGAGACUCGGUUUAUCGAUUUUAACCGAGUAUGUUUGUUUAUGUGGGGCCAAUGUUGAACCCCUGGGCUACCAUGGUCUUUCGUGUCGAUUGGGCCCUGGUAGACAGGCUCGACACUCGGCCAUGAACGACUUUUUAGUCAGGCGCUUUCAGAGGGCAAACAUACCCACAAUUAAAGAACCCACGGGUUUUAUGGAGGAAGGUAGCCUCAGGCCCGAUGGAUAUACUAUUUCACCAUGGGCGCAGAUGUCAGUCGAUCAUAUAAACAACAAACCAGAAUUCAAGCGUGACAACAUCAACAGUAACAAUAACAUCAACAGUAACAACAACAUCAACAGUAACAAUAGCAACAACUUUAGGACAAACUUGACCCCUGCCGAUCACAACAGUAGUUGCAGUGACAUCGCAGAAAGUUGUGCCAGCAUGUCAACUCUCAAUGACACUUCAAUGACGUCAUCGUUGAUGUCAGCCCACGUGUCUUGGGCGACGGAAGCUACUACAACAUCUAUUUCAUCAUCGUCGUUGUCGUCAUCAUCAUCGCCGACAAAAGCAUCAUCAUCAUCGUCGACGCAUAAACAUUUACUGCCGUUUGCACAGCUAUCCAAUAGCAAAUCACCAAGCAACAGCCAUCAUCAACAACAACAACAACAUAAAACGUCAUCCAGCCAUUCAACUCGCAAAACAACAACACCAACAUCGCAACAACAUCUUUAUUCUUCGCAAGCCACGAAACAGCAGCAGCAACAACAACAACAAAAGCACCCACAACAACAAUCUAACAAGUUUUCACAGCAGCAACAACAACAGUCUUGCAGGUAUCCGCCCUCAAUAAUUCGAUCGUACGACGGUGAAGAUGGUCCGACUGGGUACAGACAACAUCUCAACCGCAUCGUCAAUCGGAAGUCCUGCGCCCUCGUCCCUCCCAACCGAACCGUCUGCCACGUCAUGGCCAUCUAG